This is a messenger RNA of Cercopithifilaria johnstoni, 588 nucleotides long. NCBI's taxonomy places the organism in Eukaryota, Metazoa, Nematoda, Chromadorea, Rhabditida, Onchocercidae. The record is from the annotation of a GenBank genome assembly.
AUGACCGAUUCUGCUAACUCGGAUAAAGGAAAAAAGGGAAGGACUAAAAAUGGAGUUACAGAUGAAAUCCAUUCACAAAAGGAUAGCCGACAUUUGAUAAAGCAUGUAUCAUUAGCAUCACCAUUGGAACCUGCCAGGCGGAAUAAUGAAGGUAAAACUGUCACGUGGACAGAUGUCACAGUAAAAGUACCACAUGCAAAGAAAUCAUUGCUGAAAUGUUUCAAAAUCGUUCGAGAAUCAAGGAAAAUAAAAACCAUACUUAGCAAAGUUUCCGGUUAUGCAAUGGCCGGUACAACACUUGCAAUUAUGGGAAGCAGCGGAACUGGUAAAACUGUCCUUCUGAAUGCACUCACAAUGAAUGUAUCCAGCGAUGUCGACGUGAAAGGAAAAAUAUUGGUUAACGGUGAACAGCUAUCGUCGACGGAUAUGCAUCUCAUAUCGCGGUAUGUGCAUCAAGAUGAUUUAUUUAUCGGGACUUUAACUGUGCGAGAGCAACUUAUUUAUUCGGCUGAACUCCAAAUGAGUUACAAUACAACGAAGGCUGAUCGAUUGAAGAGAGUGGAAGAAGUGCUCAAAGAAGUCAGUUAA